Molecule: messenger RNA, 3164 nt
Organism: Saprolegnia parasitica CBS 223.65
Lineage: Eukaryota; Oomycota; Saprolegniomycetes; Saprolegniales; Saprolegniaceae
Exons: 15
Coding region: 99-3164 (1021 amino acids)
Biological process (GO): intracellular signal transduction; phospholipid catabolic process; phosphatidic acid biosynthetic process
Cellular component (GO): plasma membrane
Molecular function (GO): D-type glycerophospholipase activity
Source: RefSeq, a predicted model, not a curated record
CGACCACUCAUGUCGUCCAUGGACGACGCGGCGGUGACGUGCCACGAGGCCCAGCACCCCAGCGGCCACGAGGCCAAGCCCGCGCGGGCGUCGCGCCCAUGGUGGUGCUUCGGGUCGGCACCCGCGGCCCGCGAGUGGGACCCGACGCUCGACGUCUUCAAGAGCGCGCCCAGUAUCACGAUCAAGAGCGCGCGCGUCGAGGACGAUUGGCCCGUCAAGACGAUCGAGUUCGACGUGCAGUUGGUCUACAAGGACACGACCUGGGAGACGUCGAUCUCCAAGAGCAACAUUUACCGCAUUUGGUUCUACAUCAAGAGCCACGGCCUCAUGAGCGCGAUGGCCCACGUCGCGGAGUCGCCGCCGCCGACGUCGCCGCGCCCUGCGUCGCCGGCCAAAGCCAACUCGGGCAUCUUGGACAUGCCGCAGCUCCGGUAUUUUUCUUUGCGACGCACGAGCGCUCGACAAGCGACGAGAUGCUGCGGCUCGUCGAAGCCUAUCUUAACACUGCGUUCGCGAUCCCAAAAGUGCGCGCGUCGGCGUACGUGCUCUCGCUCUUCCAGAUCAGCGCGGGCACCUUUGACGCCGACGGCCGCGUCACGUCGCAGCGCGAGGGCUGGCUCAAGGUCAAGACGUGGCUCAAGGGCAGCCAAGAAAACGUCCGUGUCUACCGCGGCGCGGUCGCGUGCGACAAUAGCUGCUUCAACUGCCUCUGCGUCUGCAAAAAAGUCGCGUACCAGACGACGCACUGGAAGUGGGUCGCGCUCAAGCCGUGCUGCCUCGCGAUUUACGCCUCGAACCGCGACAAGGCGCCCAAGGAAGUCCUCCUCUUUGACGCCAAGUUCAAGGUCGAGCGCGGCGUGCGCUUUGUCGGGUCGCACAAGGCACUCGUGAUCUCCAACGCGUCGUUUGCCUUGCACGUCGAGGCGCGUCACCGCGACGACGCGCUCAAGUGGGCGAACGCGAUUCGCCGGUCGAUGGAGGCGAGCGAGUGGUCCCAGAACCACCGCGACGAGUCGUUUGCGAUCCCUCGGCCGAUCAAAUCGUCGCGCGCGCAAUGGUAUGUCGACGGCCAUGACGCGUACGCGGCCAUUUACGACGGCCUCUUGCGGGCGACCAAGGAGAUCUUCAUCGCGGGGUGGUGGAUCUGCCCCAACACGUACUUGAAGCGGCCGUCGGAUAUGUUUCCAGACGCGCGCCUCGACCUCGUGCUCAAGCGCAAAGCCGACGAAGGCGUCCAGAUUUACAUUCUCAUGUACAAGGAAGUGAGCGUCGCGUUGACGCUCGACAGCAUGUACUCAAAGAAGACGCUGCGGAGUCUCCACCACACCAACAUUCGCGUGUUGCGCGACCCGGACUUUAUCAUGAAGCAGUGGGGCAUGUGGUCGCACCACGAGAAGAUCGUGUGCGUCGACCAGCACAUCGCGUUCGUCGGCGGCCUCGACCUCUGCUUCGGCAGAUACGACACGCCAGGCCACGCCCUCUUUGACGACGAGGGCACGACGUUUCCUGGCAAGGACUACAGCAACCCGCGCAUCAAAGACUUUGUGCAAGUGAACGAGCCGGACGUCGACCUCAUGGACCGCCACGCGCACCCACGCAUGCCGUGGCACGACUGCCAUUGCCAACUGCUCGGCGACCCCGCCCGGGACGUGGGCCGUCACUUUAUCCAGCGCUGGAACUUUUCGGUGAGCACGCGCGUGAAGGGCUACAAGUUUGAGCACAUUUUGCCUCAAACGGCGCCGCCGCCGCCACCGAGUGUCGCGUCCCCCGCGCCCCCGCGCCGAGCGCUCAAUCGAGGCUUUAGCCGCCUCGUUGACGUGGCAGACGACGACAAUGACGCCGACAAGAGUACUCAUGUCGCGCCCGUCUUCGCGUCCGUCUUCGAGGAGGAGUCGUCCAUGGACGUCGCGUCGCCUCACGUGGACGAAAUUGGCAUCCCCUGUACGGUCCAGGUCGUCCGGAGUAUUUCUCUCUGGUCGGGCGGGUGCCCCACCGAGAAGAGCAUCCAGACCGCGUACAUCCGCCUCAUCACGUCAGCAACAAGCUUCAUUUACAUCGAGAACCAGUUCUUUGUGUCGGGCAUCGAAGGCGACACGCUGUGCCAGAACCGGAUCGCGAACGCCCUCGUCGCCCGCAUCUUGCGCGCGGCGGCCGCGAACGAGCCGUUCCGCGUCAUGGUCGUCAUGCCGCUUUUGCCCGCGUUCCAAGGGAAGCCCGAAGACAAGCAAGCGUACAGCUUGCGCGGUGUCAUGCACUGGCAGUAUCGCAGCAUUUGUCGCGGCGAAGGCUCGAUCUACCGCCGGCUCAAGAAGGAGAUUGACGAUCCGUUCGAGUACAUUGCGUUCUUUGGUCUGCGCACGCAUGCGAUCCAAGACGGGACGCCGGUGACAGAAGAAGUCUACGUGCACUCGAAAAUCAUGAUUGUCGACGACCGUGCGUGCAUCAUUGGCAGCGCCAACAUCAACGAGCGGAGCAUGAACGGCGAUCGCGACUCAGAGAUCGCUGUCGUCAUCGAGGACGCCGAAUUCUUGCCGUCGGCGACGCUAGGCGCGAACGUCGGGCGCUUUGGCCACUCGUUCCGCAUGAAGCUCUUUGAAGAGCAUUUCGGCGUGUCGCCCGGGACCUCGCUCUAUGAACGCUAUCGCGACCCGGUACCCGCGGCCACGUGGUUUGCGUUCCAGGACCAAGCGAUGAAGAAUGCGGUGCACUACAAGUCGGUCUUUGGCUGUCUCCCCGCCGACGACGUCCGCUGCUUCUCGGACAUGGGCGUCAAAUACGACCUCGACAAGAAAGAGCGCGUCGGGACGUUCCGCAAGGUGCCCGAGCAGCUUCAUGCGCGUCUCGACGACGGUGAGCACGUGCGUCCGGCGACGCUUCCCGAAGAGGAACCGAUGAGCACGACAGCGGUACCCAGCACCUGCGUCGCGCUCCCGGACGAGACCCGCCCGCGGUCCGUCUCGCAUCGCCCCUCGCACCGCGAGAAGGAGUCGAACGGCCAAGUGUUUACAUUUGCGAUGACGGCGAUGCGAUGCCACACGGCCGUUAGCGUCCAGCGCCAGGCCGAGCUUGGCGGCGUGCGUGGCCAUAUUGUCUAUUUUCCGCUGCGGUUCCUCGAGGGCGAAGACCUCGAGCCCAAGUAUUACCCGGCCGAGCUCUUUCAGUAG